Messenger RNA from Mollisia scopiformis, 1346 nucleotides. RefSeq lists its product as uncharacterized. The record is from RefSeq and is a predicted model, not a curated record. The transcript has 2 exons. The coding region runs from base 189 to 1346 and encodes 385 amino acids. Gene Ontology annotation, biological process: double-strand break repair via homologous recombination; DNA damage tolerance. Lineage: Eukaryota; Fungi; Ascomycota; Leotiomycetes; Helotiales; Mollisiaceae. Gene Ontology annotation, molecular function: ubiquitin-protein transferase activity. Gene Ontology annotation, cellular component: Smc5-Smc6 complex; nucleus.
CUUCUGAAAUGCCGGUCUCGGGUAUUUUAACGAUACGCUUGGAGAAUUGAUAGAUUAUCGACGAUGUGGAGUGCAAAUACGCUAAAUUUAGCCCCACGCAAACGCGUCGAUCGCGUCUCCCCGAAUUUUGACCUGAACACCAGACCAGACUCAAAUUCCCAAACCCUGACUACGAGACCACCCAACACAUGUCUGACGACGGAAGAGUCGCGGCAACGCGGUACAACAAUGGGAAUCGUGCAUUUCUGCAGUCUUUCCUAGCCCGUGGAACUUUGACAUUCGCAGAAGCCAAGCCUAUGCUAGCAGCCAUUCUCUCAGUACAAGAAGCCUCAGACAAGGAGGUCAAUGAAGAUCAGAUUGUCCAAGCAGAUCUCGACUCUUUCAUCGAAGCAGCUGCGGAGGCUGUCUCUCCUUUCGAUUAUGAGAUCAAGAGCACAAGGAACCAGGACACGAAGGAGCGAAUAUGGGCCUUGGUGAAUAGUGUUAGCGAUCCUCUCACACAAUUAGCAACGACUCGAACCACAGAAGAGAUCUAUUAUAUCAAGCGAUUCCUUGACGCCAUGUUCGAGACCUAUAACACAAAGCGAAGGGAGGUGAUGGCUGUUUCCGAUAUGCAGGCUCUGGAGACGAAAAUCCGCAAAGGUACUACGCGGCAGAGCAAUGGCGAGGCAGGCGCACAAUCUCAAGCUGCAGACAAGGGCCUCAUGUCGGAUCAGACAGAGAAGCUUCUUGCGCAACUUGAAAAGGAAAAGUGGCUCGCUCGGACAAGAUCUGGAUACUACAUGCUCACACCGCGCGCGUUGAUGGAACUACGAACCUGGCUAGUCCAUACGUACAACGACGCAGAUGAACCGGAAGAAUGGCAGGCAAUCAAGUUCUGUGAAGCAUGCAAAGAGAUUGUAACGAUUGGGCAACGGUGUUCGAAUCUGGAUUGUAAUACUAGGUUGCAUAACAUCUGCGAAGAGGCAUAUUGGAGAGCACGGCCAGGCAAAACUUGUGCAAAAUGCGAUACUGCAUGGGAUGGCAAGCACUUCGUUGGACCAAAAGCUGUCACGGCUACAGAUGAUCAUCUAAGGGAGAAGCAAAGAAGUGGUGUUAGCAAGAGGAGAAGAGCAGAUGUGGACGAAGACGAUAAUGGUGGUGAAGGUUCGAGUGGGAGAAGGCGAAGAACCCGAGUUGAGGAAGCACCUGAGGUGGAAGAGGAGAAUGAGGAGGAGGGAGAAGCCGAGGAAGAGGAGGAUGAAGAGCCUGGUCACAAUGGUUCUGAGGUCGUGAAUGGUGGCAGGAGGAGAAGAAGCAAUCGAGUGGUUGAAGAGGAGGCAGACGAAAGUGGUUCAGACGAGUAA